This is a messenger RNA of Syzygium oleosum, 1048 nucleotides long. RefSeq lists its product as uncharacterized. The record is from RefSeq and is a predicted model, not a curated record. Lineage: Eukaryota; Viridiplantae; Streptophyta; Magnoliopsida; Myrtales; Myrtaceae. Bases 136 to 981 code for a protein of 281 amino acids. The transcript is spliced from 13 exons.
GUUCCCGACGUCCGAUCCUCCCAUCGUCUCCUUCAGCUUCACUCUCUCUCUCUCCCCGAUCGCCGUCGCCGAUCGCCGUCGCCGUCGCCGCGCCAAAGCCAAGUCGCUCGGUCAUCUCUCUCUCAUCAGUUUGAGAUGGAGGAAUACUUGCAGUACAUGAAGACUCUGCGAUGUCAAAUGAACGAUGUGGAGGAUCAGGCGGCCAAGAUGUCGGUCGAAGAGCAAAUGCAGAUUACUACCAUUCAAUCUCUGGAAAGCGACCUCACUUCUGCAAAAUCUGAAAUUCAAAAACUUAAAGAAGAAACGGAGCAGAUGAUGACUGCAAAAGGUCAAAUAUGCUCUCAGAUAUUGGACGAACAGAGAAAGGUCGCUUCCUUGGAAUCUGAUUGUCGCACAUUGACACAGACUUUGGAGCUAAUUGACCAAGAAAGAGUAAAAUUAUCGGCCAAACUAGUUGAGAAAAGCACUUACUACGCCAAGGUUGCUGAGGAUAUAAAUGUCAAAUUCCAGGAGCUACAAGGAUGGCUUAACUGUUGCAUACCAAGCCCAGACACAGAAGUGCGUGACUUGGUCAAGGAAACAUUCGAUGAAGAAAAGGUUGCAGCUGGAGCAAGGGGCAAAUCCAAUCACCUGGUUAUUGAUAACAUGAACAAUGAAGCAAGCAAGGAACUGAUCUUCAGUGUGGAUUCUGCGACAGCAAAACUUGAUGAGAUUAAAAGAACAAAAGCUAAGCUAGCUGCAGAAAAUUCUGCAAUGAAGCAGCAAAUGAAAAGCCGGUCAAAUGAGUUCCAGGAAGAGCUAAGGGCAAUGGAUGUUAAGACGUUGGACAAGGAACAAAAAGCUCUUUUAGCAGAUAUUGUUGGGGAAACCGAGUUCGUGCAGUCUCUGCAGAAUCAAAUCGAGAAACUGAAGGGAAUAUCACAGCUCGUGAAGUGCGCCUGCGGACAGGAGUACAAGAUUGAGUUAGAUGCUUGUGUAUAAACAGGGACAAAAAGCAGCCAGAACAUCGGAUACUCAUAAGUUUUAACUACUAACUAGCCUAGUGAUA